Messenger RNA from Prorocentrum cordatum, 780 nucleotides. The record is from the annotation of a GenBank genome assembly. NCBI's taxonomy places the organism in Eukaryota, Dinophyceae, Prorocentrales, Prorocentraceae.
GCCACCAAGGCCGAGCGCCUGGCGCACCAGGAGGUGCAGUGGCGGCUGGACAGGUUCAACAAGGCGAAGAAGCAUAUGGACGAGGCACAGAGCUUGCACUUGGAGGCGGUACAGGAGCUGGAGCAGGGGCUCGUGCUGCCGCGGAUGCUCGCGCUGCUGCUUCAGUGCCCCCCGCCGCUGGCGUCCUCGGUGCAGCACCCGCCACCGCCCCAGCGGGCGCUGCGGCCGCCUCUCGUGCCCCAGGCACUGGAGACGCGGCCGCCGCGGGAGCAGGUUGUGGACUACAUGUUCGUUGAGGCCAACCUGCACACCUUCUCCGAUGAUGACCUCGAGAAGCUGGUUGCCUCCUCGGCCAUCGGCCUCGAGCAGUGGCAGCAGUACCGUCUCCAUCUGCAGCGGAUGCGAGGCGUUGGCGAUGAAGAUAACCUUUCCGACCUGGGCAGUGAGGUUGCCGACAAUGACAUGGAGCCCCAGGAUCGCGACAGGUACCGUGACCUCAAGAGGCGUGCGGUGGAGCAGGGACUGGACGUGCAGGCGGCCCAGGAGUAUACCGACCUCCUCUCCAAUCGCAUCAUGGCGAAGGCGGGCAAGCGUGCCAGAGUGGUGUCCUCCGUCACGGCCGACAUGUACCGCAAUUUCUGUGAUGCCACGGCCAAGCAGAUGGGGGUUCCUCGUGCGGCCGCCGCCGUACCACCUGGACAUCUCCCUGAUGCUGCUCCCGCUGCGAAAGGCGCUGGGCGUGCUGCCGCCUCUGACGCCCGCUCGCAGCAGCCUCUUUAA